AUGGCUCGUCAAGGUGAAGCUCAAUCCUCAAUUGUGGUCAAUCAGGAUGUCAGCUCUUCAGCCUAUUCGCGUCCAACACGCAAGCGCAAGCAGCUCGACAACAACGACGACCAGGACGAAGAUCAUGACUAUCCAGUGGAUACUCUAGCAACCUCAAUUAAGAAACAGAAAGCCUCUGAAGUCGAAUCUUCAGAGCCAAAUGUCCAGGCUCAAUCUACAAAUACCAUAAAAUGUUCGCCAAGGAAGGGUGGAAAGAAUGUUGGUGCAGUUGGUCUUGAAGUUGCCCAAGAGGAAAAACGAUUAAAGCGCUUCCGGCCUACAUCCAUUCAGAAAUAUGCAGAAGUUAAACACCGUGCCUUGACCCAGCGACUAACUGUCAUGGGCCGUGAGCGCAUGGGUACAGAGGAGAUUCCAGAGGAGCGAGUCACUAUUGCAGGGAGCACGGGGAACCUUUACACUGUGAGCAUUGCCCGCAUCUUAUCAUGCGAUUGCCCGCAUGCUAGUAAGGGUAACCAGUGCAAACACAUUAUCUAUGUGAUGCUCCACAUUCUCAAAGCUCCAGAAAACCUCAGCUGGCAAGCCGCAUUAUUGUCUUCAGAGCUCCGGUCAAUUUUUGCAGAGGCUCCUCCCAUUCCGACAGCGGAUGCGGAUGCGGACUCAAGUGAUGGGAACAGAAAACCAAUUGAGAAUGCAUGCCCAAUCUGCUACUACGAUUUUGAACCCAAGAGCGAGGCAAUCGUGUAUUGCAAGGCAGCCUGUGGCAACAACGUGCACAAAGAUUGUAUGUCUUCCUGGACAGCUGCUUGCAAGGGCAGACCUACUUGUCCAUAUUGCCGUGCUGCAUGGGCCAUGGACGAAGUCGUGGGUGGUGUCAAUCUCAAAGACGCCACUAUUGGGGAGGACGGGUACGUGAAUGUUGCAAGUCGACUUGGAUUGUCUGGUGAACGCGAUUACUCGACAUAUCACCAACCCUGGGUGAGGCAGCAGUUUCGGGGACGCCGUAAAUACCGAUAA
Aaosphaeria arxii CBS 175.79 is the source of this 1014-nucleotide messenger RNA. RefSeq lists its product as uncharacterized. The record is from RefSeq and is a predicted model, not a curated record. Gene Ontology annotation, molecular function: zinc ion binding; ubiquitin protein ligase activity. The coding region runs from base 1 to 1014 and encodes 337 amino acids. The transcript has 2 exons. Lineage: Eukaryota; Fungi; Ascomycota; Dothideomycetes; Pleosporales.